Molecule: messenger RNA, 621 nt
Organism: Colletotrichum chrysophilum
Lineage: Eukaryota; Fungi; Ascomycota; Sordariomycetes; Glomerellales; Glomerellaceae
Exons: 2
Coding region: 1-621 (206 amino acids)
Source: RefSeq, a predicted model, not a curated record
AUGACAGGCCAUUACCUGUUCGAGACAACGGACUCGGUUAUUGAGAUACUCUGGGACGUGGCGCUCGCGUUCUUCAUCGUCCGCAUCGCUUGGACUUAUUUCCUCCUCACCUUCUCGACGAGCGCGCUCCUUUCAUGGGUAAUCUGCAAAUACCCAGAGCUGCUGCUACCCGCGUCCAAGCAGCACCUCACGACGUCAGAAGCGGAGCUUAUGCUCGUCCCGCUACAGGCAAUAGUCGGGGUCGUCUGGGCCCGCUAUGUCGUCGUUGUCUAUGAGAUCCCGCGCGUGGCGUGGUUUAGGCUCGCCCUCGGCGGGCUGGCGGCUGUCCUCAUGUUCGCGGCCGAGGCGCUGCUGGGGCUCGUGUUGUACGAGGAGGGCUACGGGGACUGGAUCCGGGAGACUGACGGCACGGCGUGGCUCGCGUCUGUCGGGCUGCUUGGGGCCUUUGCUCUGAUGCCUACUGCGUUGAUGGGGUUCGAGGGGAAAGCUGCCGAUGGGGUGGAGGGGGAGGUUGUGACGGCGGGCUCGACGUCGCUUGGGCUUGAAGGCAAGGAGUUGAUGGAAGCAGUACCUGCGAUGAGUGUUGCGUCCAAAGAUGAGCUGAAAGGAGAGAGAAACUGA